AUGGCUCAUAUAUUUAUUUAUUCAUUCAUCUGUUCAUUUGCUAACCGGGUUUUUUAUUUUCAAUUUUCAAUUUUAGAAGAAAAGCACCUUGUUUCUGAUGUUCUGGUCGAGGAAAAUAAUCGUUUUUCAAAAUUAGAUGUUGUUCUUGCUACUGCAGAAAAAUGUAAUGCAAAUGAAAUUUAUGACAACGCAGUAAUAAUAUGUUCAAGUGAUGCGCAGAUACCACACUGUUUGAGCAAUGCCUUCUUAUUUUUGAAACCGAACGGGAAACUGUUUUUUAAUACUAAAGGAUGUAAUAUUUCUGAUGUCAAGAAGCAAAUGAUGUUCUCUGGAUUUUUGGAAACUACAGUUGAGCAAGGGAUGAAGAGUGAUGCCAGUUGUGUGCGCUCAAAAAAACCAGACUUUGCUGUUGGGCAUACAGCUCCGUUAAGCUUACCGAUAGUACAAAAAGUAUGGAACUUGGACGACGAUACGCUUAUUGACGAAGACGCCUUACUUAAUGAAGAAGACCUUAAACUACCUUCAGCAUCUGAAUUAAAAGCAGAAUGCAGCGACGCAAAUAAUUCUAAGAAAAAGCGACGUCCAUGCAAAAAUUGCACUUGUGGUCUUGCUGAGGAGCUGGAGGCGGAGAGGCAGCAGGCUCCUGGAAAGAAAGGCUGUGGAAAUUGUGCUCUUGGAGAUGCGUUUCGAUGUUCUACGUGUCCUUACUUGGGUUUACCGCCGUUUAAAACUGGUGAUGAUGGACGAGUGCAAAUACCAUCUGUAAUGGAUAUGUAA
Molecule: messenger RNA, 777 nt
Organism: Enterobius vermicularis (human pinworm)
Lineage: Eukaryota; Metazoa; Nematoda; Chromadorea; Rhabditida; Oxyuridae
Source: the annotation of a GenBank genome assembly